CUGGAGCCCCACGAGGAGCUGGCGAUAUGCAAAUACUACGAGAAGAGGUUGCUGGAUUUCUGCGCCGUGUUCAAGCCUGCCGUGCCCAAAUCCGUGGUGGGAACAGCUUGCAUGUAUUUCAAACGCUUUUACCUCAACAACUCAGUGAUGGAGUAUCAUCCUCGGAUAAUAAUGCUAACGUGUGCAUUUUUGGCUUGUAAAGUUGAUGAAUUUAAUGUGUCCAGUGCACAGUUUGUUGAUAACCUUCGAGAAGGCCCUGUUGGACAGGAAAAAGCUCUUGAACAAAUACUGGAAUAUGAACUGUUGCUUAUUCAACAGCUGAACUUUCAUCUUAUCGUCCACAAUCCAUACAGGCCAUUUGAGGGAUUUCUAAUCGAUUUGAAGACUCGCUAUCCAGUGCUGGAGAAUCCUGAAGUUUUGAGGAAAACAGCUGAUGACUUCCUCAAUCGAGUGGCUUUGACAGAUGCGUGUCUGCUCUUUACUCCCUCACAGAUAGCUCUCACCGCUAUAUUAACUAGUGGUUCAAGAGCAGGAAUUAAUAUGGAAAGUUAUUUAUCAGAAAGUCUUAUCCUGAAAGAUGACAGAACAUCCUUAGCCAAGCUACUAGAUGGAAUGAAAUGCAUGAAAAAUCUUAUAAAGAAAUAUGAACUGCCAAGGCCUGAAGAGGUUGCUGCUCUCAAACAGAAAUUAGAGAAGUGUCACAGCUCAGAGCUUUCACUUAAUACAAACCCGAAGAAGAGGAAGGGUUAUGAAGAUUAUGAAUGUGUUACAAAGAAAUCUAAAAUGGAUGAGGAAGAGUGGACCGAUGAUGAUCUUGUGGACUCAGUGUAA
Messenger RNA from Pterocles gutturalis (yellow-throated sandgrouse), 831 nucleotides. RefSeq names its product cyclin H (gene CCNH). The transcript has 8 exons. Lineage: Eukaryota; Metazoa; Chordata; Aves; Pterocliformes; Pteroclidae. Gene Ontology annotation, molecular function: cyclin-dependent protein serine/threonine kinase regulator activity. Gene Ontology annotation, cellular component: nucleus; transcription factor TFIIK complex. The annotation marks the transcript as partial. Gene Ontology annotation, biological process: DNA-templated transcription; regulation of cyclin-dependent protein serine/threonine kinase activity; regulation of transcription by RNA polymerase II. The record is from RefSeq and is a predicted model, not a curated record.